CUCUUUUAAUUUGUUGGAUUUUAUGUGAUUAUUGAACGCUUAGGUGCAGACUGCGCGUAUUUUGAAUCGGUUUUUUUGAUCUCUUGUGUUGUUUAUGGUAAACGGCUCAGUCCUAGAAAGGGAAAUGAGCACGCACACUAACUCCCCAUAUUGCUUCAAAUAAAAUCGUACUGAUCCAGUUUUGGUUCAAAUCUGAAGGAGCGCUUCGUUACAGAUAGAAAAGGAAUUCUUCGAAAAUGUUAGGUUUACUUGGAAUAUAAAUUGUUGAUUGGAAUAUGGUCUGGCAUGGUAGUUGGCAAAUUGUAAGCCAAAUAGGACCUGGCAUGUAUAUUUUUAGGUGAUUUAUGUGCUGUGUAAGUAUACUUAAUUGCCUGUUUUACAUAUUUAUAUCUGUCUGAAUAGUUUUUGUUCUCGAUGUUCCGUUCUGAUGGGCUACUUUAAAAAAACGAAACAUAAUGCCUUUUCAGAUUAAAGUUUGCAAAACUACCGUAUUUUAUUGGUUUCAGUUUCGACAGUUGAAUAUAUGAAAUUUGAUUUUUGGCGCACUUCAAAUUACAUGUUCUGUUGAGAGCACUUUAGGGGGUUCAUAACUGUUGAGGUUACACAACUUUGAUAAUGGGAGAAAAUGUUGAUGAGGAGAAUCAGCUGAUGUUUGAAGACAAUUUUCCUCAGAGUAUGCAAAUCGAUCCAAGAAGAGCACGGUUUCCGUACUGCAUUGUCUGGACACCCCUCCCUGUUAUUUCAUGGCUGAUUCCUUUCAUUGGACAUAUUGGCAUAUGUAGAGAGGAUGGCGUGAUUUUGGACUUUGCAGGGCCUAAUUUUGUUUGUGUAGACAAUUUUGCAUUUGGGUCAGUGAGGCGCUACGUCCAAAUAAACAAAGCAAAGGACUGUUGCCUUUCUCCCCCUGAAUCUGUAUUCGACGAUCAGGGCCAAUACCAGCAGAAUGGAAUUGGAAGCGAUACAUUGACAUGGGAUGGCGCGCUACGAAAGAGCACACAGGAGUUCCAGCAUCGAUCGUACAAUUUUUUGACUUGCAAUUGCCACUCCUUCGUCGCCAAUAACUUAAACAGGUUGGGCUUUCACGCUGGUGGAUGGAAUGUGGUGAACAUUGCUGCUCUGAUCUUCCUCAAGGGUCACUGGGUGAGUAAAGCAUCAAUGGUGCGAUCAUACUUACCGUUUGUUAUAGUAUCUGGUCUUGGACUUACGUUUUGGGGUUUUACUUAUCUAACCGUCUUGGCCUUGAUAAUUUUCUUUCUUGGUGGGUGGUUUCUUCUUGGUACGUACUGUUUUAAGGAUUUGAUCCAGUUGUAGAUUUGUGGUUAGUAGUUUGGUAUUCAGAUAUGAAACCAUCUUUCUAUGAAUGAACUUAUGCUGCUUUGCCUGUA
This is a messenger RNA of Tripterygium wilfordii, 1385 nucleotides long. RefSeq names its product protein RTE1-HOMOLOG. Lineage: Eukaryota; Viridiplantae; Streptophyta; Magnoliopsida; Celastrales; Celastraceae. Gene Ontology annotation, biological process: regulation of ethylene-activated signaling pathway; response to ethylene. The record is from RefSeq and is a predicted model, not a curated record. The transcript is spliced from 3 exons. Bases 616 to 1311 code for a protein of 231 amino acids. Gene Ontology annotation, cellular component: endoplasmic reticulum; Golgi apparatus.